AUGCAAAUUGUUUGUUUGGGACUGCUUCUUUUCGGGGUGACCUGGGCAGCACCAACAUUUCAACCACAGACUGAGAAAACUAAGGAAGACUGUGUGGAAGAACAGAGGAUAACAUAUAAAGGCCACCAUGAGAAACAUGGGUAUUACAUGUUUAAGUAUGUUUACACAUCAUCUGGGAGGAAAAAUCAAACUGACAUGAAGCAGGAAGAAAAAAACAAAGACAGUAUUGGUCUUCACAAUUCUGGUAAGAGAAGAAAUCAAGAACCAACACCUAAAGAAAACAUUGUCCAGGAAAGACAGAAAAACUUGUCCACUGUUGGAGCCAAUGAAACUAAUCAGAGUAGCGAAACUCAAACUUCUUUUGAAAACAGACAGACAACAAAUGAAGACGAUAUUAUUAAUAACAAAGAAAAUUCCCAUAGUAACCAAAAGUUGUCCAUUUAUCCUGAGUCCACUGGGAAUAAUGGUGUUGAGGUUGGAGACAAUGUUAUCAGCAAAUUACGUGACCAAGAAGAAUAUGGUACAGCUCUUACCAGAAAUAAUAUGCAACAUAUAAUGGAGCCAGGGACUGUGACUAAACUCUUGGCAGAAGAAAACAAAGCAAAAAAACCCAAGAAUGUUCUAAGCAAAAUCCCAGCAAGUGUGAACUAUGUUAAAGCCCCCUCAAAAGAUAGGAAGAAUUAUCAAAGAGAUCCCCAAGCUCAGAACAUUCCAGUUAAAAGCCAAAGCACACGCCUUACUCAAUAUGACACUGACUAUCCAAAACAGCUUCCAAAGCUCAAAAAAAUCCCCAGUGAUUUUGAAGGCAGUGGUUACCCAGAUCUUCAAGAGAGGGGGGACAAUGAUAUCUUUCCUUUCAGUGGAGAUGGCCAACCUUUUAAGGACACUUCUGGUAAGGGAGAACCUAUUGGUCCCGACCUGAAAGGUACAGAUAUUCAAACUGAGUUGUCCGGCCCGAGUGAAGCUGAUGCAAGAGGACAAGGUUAUAAUGAGAUCCCAGAAAAAGAAGAAAAUGGCAGACAUGCCGUUGGAACCAGGGAUGAAACAAGAAAAGAGGCAAACACUGCUGAUGUAAGCCUAGUAGGGGAGGGCAGCAAUGACAUCAUAGGUAGCACCAACUUUAAGGAACUCCCUGGAAAAGAAGGAAACAGAGUAGAUACCAGCAGCCAGAAUGCUCACCAAGGGAAAGUAGAGUUUCAUUACCCUCAUCCACCCACAAAAGAGAAAAAAAAAGAAGGCAGUAGUGAUAUAGCCAAAAGUACUAAUUAUAAUGAAAUUCCAAAAAAUGGCAAAGGCAGUAGUAGAAAAGGCACAGAGCAAUCUAAUAGGAAUCAAGCAAUCUCAAAUGACAAACAAAGAAUUCCUGGUAAGGGCAAAAGUCAGGGCUGGCUCGUUCCUUCUCAAGAUCUAGAUAAUGACAUUAAAAAUGAAAUAGGUUCCCAUAAGGGCCUCAAUAAUGAGGGGACUAUAAUAACACAGAGGAGAAAAAAUCAUUAUGUUCCCCACAGACAAAAUUCUUCACGGAAUAAGGAUGUGCUGCGAAGGAAUGGCUCCUGGGGUUAUAGAAAACCCCAUUCCGGUAGAAGGUUUAGCCCCCCUAGAAAGCAUGACAGUAGUGACUCAUCUGACAGUGGCAGUUCCAGUGAGAGUGAUGGUGACUAGCCCACUAGAAGUUUCCAGUAGGAUAAAGGUUCGAAUCCCUAGUCAUCUGAUGUGACAAAAAAGCGGAGCUACCUGAGAGCAGACCACAUGGGGAAGGGCAGAGUGGAGAAUUGAGUAAGCCAAGAAACCUGGACUCCUCACGAGAUUUAUUGUUAUCUGAAUGCUCACAGUAAGAAAUUCAAAGUUAUGACACUUUUUUUAAAGAAGAAAAAUUAAUUAAGGACUUGUGGAA
This is a messenger RNA of Hyaena hyaena (striped hyena), 1894 nucleotides long. RefSeq names its product matrix extracellular phosphoglycoprotein (gene MEPE). The coding region runs from base 1 to 1662 and encodes 553 amino acids. Gene Ontology annotation, cellular component: extracellular matrix. Gene Ontology annotation, molecular function: extracellular matrix protein binding. The transcript is spliced from 4 exons. Lineage: Eukaryota; Metazoa; Chordata; Mammalia; Carnivora; Hyaenidae. Gene Ontology annotation, biological process: biomineral tissue development. The record is from RefSeq and is a predicted model, not a curated record.